Molecule: messenger RNA, 510 nt
Organism: Andrographis paniculata
Lineage: Eukaryota; Viridiplantae; Streptophyta; Magnoliopsida; Lamiales; Acanthaceae
Exons: 2
Coding region: 1-510 (169 amino acids)
Biological process (GO): defense response
Source: RefSeq, a predicted model, not a curated record
AUGAGGAGGACGUACAAGUUUGAACUGGAAAUAGAGAUGAAAUCGAGUGCAGAUAGGGUAUGGUGCAGCGUGAAGGAUUUCGCGAGAGUGUAUCCCAAGGCCGUGUCUAUCUACGAAGGCGUUCAGGUUCUUCAAGGCGAUGGAACUUCUGCUGGAACCAUCUACUUGUCUACCUUCAAACCAGAACUGAAGUCGGUAAUCUCAGCUACAAAGGAGAGAAUUGAUUUUGUGGAUGAAGGGAGGAGAACGUUGUACUAUAGUUUUAUGGAAGGGGAAAUCAUGAGCAGGUACAACACUUUCAAGGCCACAGUCUCUGUCAUCUGCCCAUCAUCCUCCUCCUCCUCCUCGGCUGCAGCAGCAGAUGCAGAUGCAGAUGGAGAUAUUGGAGCUGUAGUGAAAUAUUUAGCUGAAAUCCAAAAGGCAAAUGGAGUCCCGGAUCCAGAUUUCUUGAAGGAUUAUAUGCGCAUGGUUUUCCAGGGUUUGGAUGCUUAUCUUCUCAAAAACCCAUAA